AUGACAACAUUUUAAACACCUCUGACAACAUCGGCAACUCAAUCAGCGUACUGGAGCCUUAGUACGCUUAUUCCACGCUGUACUUCACCAUUCUACCCAUCAAUAUACUCGCUACAUUCUAUCCUCUCACAAUGUCUUGUUGUACCUCAUCAUCGGACCAAUUGGUCUUCUACGACAUCGCCGCCGGCUCCCCUAUUCACCCACACGCGCCGAACCCAUGGAAAGCUCGAUAUGCGCUCAACUUCAAGCGCGCAAACUUCACCACCAAAUGGGUUGAUCUCUCCGAAGUGAAAUCCACACGCAUGAGUCUCGGCGUAGCGCCAGUGCGCUUCUUCGCCAACGGGGAGCCAUUCUACACAUUUCCACUACUCAAGGACGGGUCUACGAUCUUGGGGGAUUCCUUUGGUAUCGCCGUACACGUGGAUAAGAAAUAUCCUGAUAGUCCCUCGUUGUUUAAGCAUUCGAUUGGGUUGUACGCAGCUUUCAACGCGCACAUCGACACCGUAUUCACCGCAGGCGCGCAAUUAUGCGCCGCAAGCAUGCCAUUCAGUCCAGAAACCGAGGAGAAAUGCAAAGCCGAGUUCUGCAGACGUGCCGGUGUAAAGUCCUACGAUGAACUAAUCGUGCACGGAGAGGCGAAGAAGAAAGUCAAGGAUGCGUUUCAAGCUGCGAUAGGGGAAGCUGCGAAGUACUUUAAGUUCUCCGAGGGCCCUUUUAUUGGGGGGAAAGAACCUGAUUAUGCGGAUAUGAUUGUUGGUGGUUGGUUGAUGUUUUACUGCACGACGAUACCUGGGGAUUGGGAGGAUAUACGUGGGUGGCAUGGUGGGGUUUGGGGGAGGCUACAUGAUGCUUUGAAGCCGUAUAGAGGGGAAUGGUGAGAGGUUGUAAAUACCUUGGGUAUCUAGUAGUAAUGAUUGAUGACGAUGAAGGUAAUUGAUGGUGUUUUUUCUAGGUUUAUUCACGGAUUCCGAUCAUGCUAGCAUUAAUUAAAUAUUUCACGUAAAAGUCCUGUCUUUAACGGAUUGAAACACCGCUUAGUACUCUGGUGAGGGGUCGUCUUCGGCAUCAAAAACAAUAAGUUGACCUCGAACAAUACAACAUCAAUAUAUAUCACAUCUUAAACA
Molecule: messenger RNA, 1124 nt
Organism: Hypoxylon trugodes
Lineage: Eukaryota; Fungi; Ascomycota; Sordariomycetes; Xylariales; Hypoxylaceae
Exons: 1
Coding region: 132-878 (248 amino acids)
Source: RefSeq, a predicted model, not a curated record